Messenger RNA from Pezoporus occidentalis (night parrot), 3599 nucleotides. RefSeq names its product caseinolytic mitochondrial matrix peptidase chaperone subunit X (gene CLPX). Gene Ontology annotation, molecular function: ATP binding; protein dimerization activity; zinc ion binding. Bases 1 to 1920 code for a protein of 639 amino acids. Gene Ontology annotation, cellular component: mitochondrial matrix. Lineage: Eukaryota; Metazoa; Chordata; Aves; Psittaciformes; Psittacidae. Gene Ontology annotation, biological process: protein folding. The transcript is spliced from 15 exons. The record is from RefSeq and is a predicted model, not a curated record.
AUGAGUUGGAAGCUGCCUAUCACCAGACUAGACCCCUGCCACAGCUGCGCCGCCGCCGCCCGCCUGCUGGGCUCUACGCUGCCUUCCGCGCGGAGAGGUAUCACUUGUGGCCGUUCACGCAUCCCUGUUUUAGGAAAACUUGGGACUUUUGAAACUUGUUCCCUGAGACGAAUCCCUCUUAGGAACUUUUCAGAAACACCAGCGUACUUUGCUUCAAAAGAUGGUGCAAGCAAGGAUGGUUCUGGAGAUGGAAACAAGAAGUCUGUCAGUGAGGGCAGUGGUAAAAAGUCCAGCUCUGGAAACUCUGGGAAAGGAGGGAACCAGCUGCGCUGCCCGAAGUGUGGCGACUUGUGCACACACGUGGAGACCUUUGUGUCUUCCACCCGCUUUGUGAAGUGUGAAAAGUGUCACCAUUUUUUCGUUGUACUGUCAGAGGCAGACACAAAGAAGAGCAUCAUUAAAGAGCCCGAGUCAGCAGCAGAAGCUGUGAAAUUGGCAUUCCAGCAGAAGCCGCCGCCUCCACCGAAAAAGAUUUACAACUACCUCGACAAAUACGUUGUUGGUCAGUGUUUUGCCAAGAAGGUGCUUUCGGUUGCUGUGUACAAUCAUUACAAGAGGAUCUACAAUAAUAUCCCAGCUAACCUGAGACAGCAAGCAGAAGUUGAAAAGCAGACUUCUUUAACACCAAGGGAAUUAGAAAUCAGAAGACGGGAGGAUGAGUACAGAUUUACAAAACUUCUGCAGAUUGCUGGAAUCAGUCCACACGGUAAUGCUUUGGGAGCAUCAAUGCAGCAACAAAUGAACCAGCAGAUACCUCAGGAAAAACGGGGAGGAGAAGUCCUAGAUUCACCCAAUGAUGACAUAAAACUUGAAAAAAGUAAUAUUUUGCUGCUUGGACCAACUGGAUCAGGUAAAACCUUGCUGGCUCAGACUCUAGCUAAAUGCCUAGAUGUACCCUUUGCCAUCUGUGAUUGUACUACCUUGACCCAAGCUGGCUAUGUUGGUGAAGACAUUGAAUCUGUCAUUGCAAAACUCCUCCAAGAUGCCAACUACAAUGUAGAGAAAGCUCAACAAGGAAUUGUUUUUCUGGAUGAAGUAGAUAAGAUUGGCAGUGUUCCUGGCAUUCAUCAGUUACGGGAUGUUGGAGGAGAAGGGGUUCAACAAGGCUUGUUAAAGUUACUCGAAGGCACAAUAGUAAAUGUUCCAGAAAAGAAUUCUCGUAAACUACGUGGAGAAACGGUGCAGGUUGACACAACAAACAUCCUCUUUGUUGCUUCUGGUGCUUUUAAUGGUCUGGACAGAAUUAUCAGCAGGAGGAAGAAUGAAAAAUAUCUAGGAUUUGGCACACCAGCUAACAUGGGCAAAGGCAGAAGGGCUGCAGCAGCUGCUGAUCUUGCUAAUAUAAGUGGGGAGUCUGAUCCCCAGGAAGAAAUUGAAGAGAAAGAUCGCUUGCUGCGUCACGUGGAAGCCAGGGAUCUCAUUGAGUUUGGCAUGAUUCCCGAGUUUGUGGGACGUUUGCCCGUGGUGGUUCCUCUGCACAGCCUGGAUGAGAAAACCCUUGUACGGAUUCUUACUGAGCCACGAAAUGCUGUGGUUCCUCAGUACCAGGCCCUGUUCAGCAUGGAUAAGUGUGAAUUAAAUGUAACUGAAGAUGCAUUGAAGGCUAUAGCCAGACUGGCCCUGGACAGAAAAACUGGUGCAAGAGGCCUUCGAUCUAUAAUGGAGAAGCUGUUACUGGAGCCCAUGUUUGAAGUGCCCAAUUCUGACAUUGUAUGCGUGGAAGUUGACAAAGAUGUUGUAGAAGGCAAAAAAGAGCCAGGAUACAUUAGGGCUCCCACUAAAGAUUCAUCUGAGGAAGAAUAUGAUUCUGGUGUGGAGGAAGAAGGUUGGCCACGACAAGCAGAUGCUGCAAACCAUUAAAUACUGUCAGAAUGCUCGCCUGCAUAAAGCACACUUGGUUAUUUCUGGCUUCAGUCUGAUACUAAAAGGCAUUGGAUCUGUCUCGGAUACGUGAUGAGGAACUUUAUUAGCUCAAGCAGAUCGUGUAUUUUCUUGCAACAUCACAUUGAUUUAUCCGAUGGACAUUGUGUGGACUUGGAUGGCAUAAUGUUCAAAUAUGAAUUGUAUAUUACACUUGUUCAAUUAAAAUGUAUAGCAAAUCCAGCAGCACCUGGAUCCAUCGCUCUUCCUAGAAACUAAACCAGCAACGCCGGUGCUGCAAUAGUUAAAUUUUACAGUAAUAUUACUCUACAAACAUGGGAAUCAAGAUGAAUAAUUGGUGGAGGGUGAAUAAACCAUUAGCUCCUCACAGGGGGUUGCACUGGGGUCAGUGUUGGGUUGGAACCAGGUGGGUGCUGGAGUGACUUGUUACAGCGGAAACUGGGACAGGCUUUGUGACGCUGCUGGGAGAUCUUGCUAAGAUGUGACACUAGUUUGUUACAGUAAUUGAAAUGCAAUAGCAAAUAAUUAUCCUUCACCUCUCCAUUAGGAGUACGCUUUCAUCACCUGGAAUACCGUGAAAGAAGGUGAAGUCAGAACUUGGUAAUUCAUUUUUCCAGAGGAUUUCUAGGACGCGGUAAGCCAUCUGAAUUUGGACGAGAAGUCAACAUCAAUUUUUAACUAUUAAUGUUCUAAUAUAGUACAUUUUGUUUAACGUAUUGGAACUAUCAUGCAUCAGUUUUUUGGUGCACUUUGCCCAACCUCUAUCUUAUAAUGUUAAGAGAUGAAAGAAGUAAAUGUAUCAUAUUUUUGAUGUAACCUGUAGUGAUCGUUCACACGGCGCUUUUUAAGUUAUCUGCUCCAAUGCUGGUAGUGCUUCUUGUGGUUUUGUCUUUGAUUUCUAGUCUGGCAGCAAAGCGAUCCUCCCUCUUCUGUACCAAAAUGAAUACGAUCCUUUAGGAGAAUCUUUGUGGAAACACUGAAGGACCAGUGUGUUUUGGGAAUUAGAAUCGUUACUUGCAACUUUUUGUUCUUCAAUGAUACCUGGGCUUAGGUUUUACUGCCCCUUUCUUCUAACAUUUAAAUUCACACUAUUUAAAUGAAACUCUCAUCCUUCUUUUCAGUCCAGUGGAUGUUUUAGGGCAGGAGAGGUUACCGUGGAUGCAUUGACCCUAUUUCUGUUGAUUUUUGUUAUGUAAAUUUAAUGUGAUACUUGUGUUCUGACCUAGAAGCAGUGUGACAUGCAGUUGCAGCCAGGUGCAGCAGAUACUUCCCUUAGGAUUUCAGGUUUUAUUCAGGUAAAACGACCCACUAAUGGUUCAGAAAAAGCUGCAUUGGGAGUUGAGAGUAUUUCUAGGAGCUUAGAGCCCUCACAAUGGGAAUCUGGGGUGAACUAUCUGUACCUGCAUCCUCACUUUCCUCCUUCUAGAGUGAAAAAAGUACAUAUAACCGCUUUUAAUUCUGACUCCUCUCAUUCAGCUCCCUUUUUAAAUGGAUUAAAACCAAACCCCAGCCUUUUAGGUGAAACUGUUCAACAACUUAGUUUUGAAAGUUGUUUGGAAUUAUGUAAAACACAAACUGUUUUUAAGGAAACAAAUCGCUCUGUAACUACAGUUUGUACUUCACCUCUGCCGUUUGAAUAAAACCGAGCGAAUACUCAA